Molecule: messenger RNA, 4460 nt
Organism: Caenorhabditis sp. 36 PRJEB53466
Lineage: Eukaryota; Metazoa; Nematoda; Chromadorea; Rhabditida; Rhabditidae
Source: the annotation of a GenBank genome assembly
AUGCCACGCAAACAGAAAAAAAAGGUGCCGGCGAAGGUAAGAUUUUGCUAAUUGCUCUGUAGAAGCAAAUUAAUUCCUUUCAGACUCUCUAUCAGUGCCCUCUCUGCCCAAAAAAGUUCCAUAGAGGAUGCGGAUUGGCAAGUCACCUGCGCAGACACGCGCCCGUUGUCAUCAAGUGCCCCCAAUGCAACUAUUCGUGCAAGCACAAGCACGCAUUCGAUCGUCACGUGAACACGACGCAUGGAGCCGCUAGAUCUCGACCACGACGAGGUGUCGCGGCGGAUUCUAACGACGAGGAGCCUGAAGACGAAAGCAAGGAAGAUGAGGAAGAAGAAGAGGGAGAGGACCUGGAAGAAUUGGAGAAGGAGGAUGAACAGGAAGAAGAGCCUGAGGAAGGGGACGACGUUGAAGAUGAAGAAGAAGAUGAGGAUGACGACGAAGAAAUGCCGGUGCUUGUCCGUGAGGCCACCCCGAUCAGCGAUCCAUCUCCGCCGCCGACGCCAACGUUCGCGCCGACGUCAGCCAUCACGUCGACGACGAUCACGCCGACGACGAGGAGAACUGCGGCAUCGACGGCGAUUGCGACUACAAAGCCGACAACGAAAACGACGCCGACGCUGAUGCCAACGACCGCGCCGACAACAAGGAGGACUGCCGCAUCGACGACGACUUCUAGGGAAACGCCAACGACGACCAUGCCGACCACGAUCAGGACUGCGACAUCGACGACGAUUGUGACUACGGCGCCGACGCCGAAGACCACGCCGACGAUGACGACGACAAAGACGGCAAUGCCAACGGCGACCACCGUGCUGACGACGACUAUGGCUACGCCUACGACAACGACAAAGAAAGAGGAAGUCUCGACAACUCCAGAGUCUAAGGCGACUCCGCUCCCGUACGAUUGUCUGUUGUGUCAGAAUAGAUUCGAAACCAGACAGCGAAUGGCGUACCACAUCCAAUGUCAUCGAUACACUGAGCAGAACAACCACAAGGACAGCAAAGCCUACGCCAAGACUUCGGGCCCACCAAAGGUUAGUGAUCAACCGACACAUUCAGUUUUCCAAUUAUCAAAUUCCAAUUUCAGUUCGGUUUUCCAACUGGCUCACGGCUUGUUGUCAAGUGGCGUUUGAACGUGGAAUGCCGUCCGAUCCCACAGAGACGGGCACUGCUCUGGCGACAGAUGGAGGAGAACUUCGGAUGUACGAUCGAUCGAACCAACAAGUUCAAGGAAAACUAUAAAACCAGGUACUACAUACACAGCAAUAUCGUUGGCAAUACUUUGAACGUUUAGAAAUGGUGAGCUCGGUCCAAAGCGUGCAAAGGUUGAGCCAGGUGCUCCGCAGCCUAUUGUGAAGUUCAAGAAGAUGACGAUGAAGGGAGGAAUUCUGUUUGCCAGAAAGAUCGUCUACGCGAACCAGCACUAUUACUACUGCCCGAAAUGCCCAUACACAACUUGGAAUGUAUCGGCGGCAUGGCGCCACUUUCGUCAUCACGUCGUGAGAUCGAAACAGACAUACCGUUGCUGCAGUUGCCAUUACGACACAAUCCAUAUCAGACACAUUCAACAUCACGUGAGACUGCAUCAAACGGACAAGGAGACGGCGGCAGAGGUAAACUUUCAUGCAAUUUGAAAUCAUUCAUCCAAUUUUUUUUCCAGUUCUUGAGAUGGCUCAGCUAUGAGAGAAAGGUCAACAAAUGGGAUUUGAGUGGAGCUCUGGGAACUGACAAAGAGCAGACACCGGAUAAGAACGAGCCAGGACCGAGCACUGCCCCAGCCCCACCGAUCUUUCCGCCUCUCAGUCCGAUCAGAGCCCGGACUAGUAGCAUCAAAAAGGAAGAGGUCAGCUCGCCAGCUCCUAACCUUGGUCCCGCUUUCUCACCGGUUCCGAAGCUUGAAGCUCAUUCGUCUGCAUCGAGAACUGCCAAUGAAGACCUGUUCGAAUACACUGGAGCCAGCACCAGUUCGAUGAGCAACCGCCCUCAAUCUGCCAGCAGAAAUCAAGGAAAAAAACGAACUAUUAGAGAUACUCUUCCUGGCGAGAAGCUCAAUUCCAGCGCAACUGCAUCAAAACCAAGCUAUGACAAAGAUGCAGCUUCCACGAGUAAGAUGACAACCAGAAGAUCGUUCAUGGAAUCGGCCAAGUCCAUCCCACUUACUGCACCAUUGGCGCCUCUUCCAACUAUCGCUGGACCUCACUUCAAGCCCACAACUUCGGGAUCAGGACCGUUGACUCUUGCAUCUGUGAAGGGAGAACAAUCCAGUCUAUCAGGCAUAAGAAGAAGGCUCACAGGUCAAUCAGCAGCGAAGACUCAGUUUCCGGCCUCGCAUGCAGCGCUUUCCUCUCCGUCGGAACUUGUUCAAUCUGGUCCACUGGUCAUGAUGUUCCCAGUGAAGUAUACCACUCCAACCACCCGAAGCAAGUCGUCCCAACGGGCCACGCCCAAACCUUUUGCGACAUCUUCGCCACUCAUUGCGACAUCUUCGCCACUCACUAGAGCGUCUGCAGCCGCUGGAUCAACACUUGUGAAGUCCGAUUUUCCCGGAUCGUCUUCGGCCAAACCAGCCCAGUCUGCAACAUGUUUGAAGCCAUUGGAACCCGGAGCACCUGUUACCAGAACCACUUCUGAAGAUGUCAAGUUUGCGCAGACUGGACCAUUGAUCGUCAAGACCCCUACAACAGAGAAGGAAGAAGGCUCAUCGCGCUCGAAUAUCGCCGAGAUCAGCUCUUCGUCGUCUCCGUUCAGGACCACUCGAUCCAUGCGUUCUUCCACUAAGCUUGCCGAGUCAUUUCCUGAAGACAAGAAGAAGUCAAAGCUAAUCGUCAACAAGGCUCAAUCCACAAUCGAGCGGCUCUCCAAGGCAGUUGCAGCAACGGAUCUGAUGCUUGGAAGAUCUGGGACUUCUGCUCAGUCGAAUGCAAAGCCCGGAACGGCUCCUGUACCGUCUAAAGCUGGAUCGUCGUCAGAGCUGCUUUCGAAGCCAAUGGAUUACUCGAACUUGAAGUCCGAGCACUUGAUCAAACCAAAAUUGCUACCAGGAGAGUGUUCCGAGGAAUCGCGUCCGAAAUCUGGACCUCUGAUCCUCGAACUGUCCACAAGUAGCAAAGAUGCUGAAACGUUGUCACAGGUCCCAGCGUCUGUUCAGUUCUCUUCUAAAGUCCGAUCUUCCGCCCAAUCGGCACCGAAGAGAGAGUCGUCGCUGCAAAAAUUGGCGACCAACGGAUGUGCUGACAACGAUGGCUUAAAAAUCAUCCAAUCGUCUAGCAAGAUCGGGACUUCUAAGGAGCCUGCACUCAAGAAGACUAUCCCACCUAUUUUCAAGAACGGACCUUCUGUACAACAGCCUGGAUCUUCCAUUCAAUCCAAUCUCAAGAAAGAUCAGCCUGGGUCUUCCACUCAAUCCAAUUUCGAUAAAUAUCAACCUGGAUCUUUUGCUCAAUCUAUUUUCAAGAGCAAUCAACCUGGAACUUCUGCUCAAUCCAAUUUCGAGAGAGAUCAACUUGAUUCUGACUAUCAGUACAUUUUCAAGAGGAAUCCACCUGGAUCCGACUACCCAUCCAUUUUCAAAAGGCAUCAACGUGGAAUUUCCCUUCAACCAAUUUCCAAGAAAGAUCAACCUGGUUCUUCCUCUCAAUCCAUUUUCAAGAGGGAUCAGCCAGAAAUGAAGUGUGGAAUUCUAUCCGGAGAGUCCUUGAAGCAAGCGCUCACGAUUCCACCUUUCAAUGGCAAAUCUGCGCCGUCCACAUCUGCUCAAAAACAGCCAACAAUUUCUUCUUCGUCUUCAGCAAAGCCAGCUCCGUUGGAAGCACCCGUGAUUCAGAGUCGGCCUCUAACGCAUCUCGAAAGGCCCAUUCUUCCGAAAAUGCCAUCAAGAAGCAAAUUCCGUUGGUUGAAAACGAGCAAAUAUGGUUUCAAAGUCCCGCGUGAUCCAGAAGAAAUCGAGGAAUUGUAUGAGGAAGCAAUGGAGGAGUACGAAUCCCUGCUCAAGAUUUACAAGGCUCACUUUCAAACACCGGCCUACAAGAAACUGAGCCCAGAGUGUAAGGCGCAGUUCGGAAGGAACAACCCGAGGGAAUAUCUCGCAAAGGAGCUUCCAGCUGAGAGUCAGUUGUCCAGUUUGUUGUUUCGAAAACCUAAUUUUUAUUUUUUCAGAAUCCGGCCAAUGUCCUGACUGCCCUUACCACGAGCACAAAGACCUCGAGAAGUUCCGUCUUCAUCGCGAUCGUCACUACUAUGUCGCAUCGCAAAAGUGCAAGGAAUGCAACUUCCAAUCGCCGAAUCCCCACGAAGUCAUGGAUCACAUGUUCAUCGAUCACUACCUGAACGACGUGCGGGCGGUGGAAGGCAUCUCGUCUUCCGAAUCGGAGCCGGAGGAAGUGGCGCCGCCGCCAGAGAAGAGAAGACGCGGUGGUGGAAGAGGCCGAGGAAGACGUGGACGGCGCCGUGCCAACUGGUAG